Messenger RNA from Pelodiscus sinensis (Chinese soft-shelled turtle), 2641 nucleotides. Lineage: Eukaryota; Metazoa; Chordata; Testudines; Trionychidae. The record is from RefSeq and is a predicted model, not a curated record.
UGCGUGGGGUGGGUGAGUGGGGAUGUUCCUUCCUUGUGCUGGAGCCUGGGUGCUCCUUUCCUGCCACAGGCCUCUCGCUGUUCCACGGGCCUGAACAGUGAGCACGACGUGGCCCUGCCCUGCAUCGGGAGGCUGGUGGCAGUGAGCGGCUUCACCAAGGCCAAGGUGCUGACGGCCAGCUCCACCCUCAAGUUCAUCCCGGAGCAGCUGGUCCUCUACUGCCGGGACUUCCGGGUGCUGCGGUUCCGCUUCCCCGACAGCGGCGUGGAGCCUGGGGCCUUUCAGGUGAGCGUCUGCCAUGGCAGCUGGGGGGGCCGGCUGCCCUCCAGGCCCGCUCGGAACCAGUUCCCCUCCAACUCCGCUUCCUCCCGCAGCCUCCCCAAGUACCUCUGGGUCCCCAGCAGGCUCCUGGACAACGAGCUCAAACGGGCCUUCGCCCACUUCAACGCCAGGCGUGUCCCGAGGCUGUGCUGGCAUCACCCGGGGGGCAGCGACCUGCUGAGAGCCGCCGGGUUUCACGCCGACUCAGACCCCGAGAAGGAAGACAUGAGGUCCAUGGAAGCGCUGAUGCUGGCCGGCCACGCGCAGUGCGUGAUCGUGGAGACGGCCGCCCACCUGCCCAGCCCUGCCGAGAUCCAGCUCGCUGCCCUCAAGCUCCGGGCCCUCUGCCUUCCUGACUCCGCCGUGGCCGUGGCCGACGAGAAGUGGCUCUCUGCCCUGGAGGGGACACGCUGGCUGGACCACGUCAGGGCUUGCGUGAGGAAAGCGAGCGAGGUGGCCGUCCUGCUGGCAGAGAGGUCCUGCUCUGUUGUCCUGCAAGAGUCCGAAGACCGGGAUCUGAACUGCCUGCUGGCCUCCCUGGUCCAGAUCCUGUCGGAUCCGCAUGCCCGCACCCAGGCUGGCUUCCAGAGCCUGCUGCAGAAGGAGUGGGUGGUGGCAGGACACCCCUUCCUCCAACGCCUCAAUCUCUUCCGGGACAGCGACCGCGAGGAGUCACCAGUGUUUCUGCUUUUUCUGGAUUGCACGUGGCAGCUGUUGCAACAGUUCCCAGCAGCCUUUGAGUUCACAGAGACGUACCUGGUGGCCCUUCACGACAGUAGCUACAUCCCCUUCUUCAGCACUUUCCUAUUUAACUGCCAGUGGGAGAGAGAUCGGAGGAAUCGGCACCAGGCCUCCAACCAGAUCUACGCGCCCGUCAACGGCUGGCGGGAACCCCCAUCCCUGGAGAUCCUGCAGGAGGGUGACCGCCUGGCGAAGGAGGGGGGGGGCUGCCGCUUGCCCAGCCUCUGGGACUGGGCACUGCGCUACACCCCCCAGCAGAGGGCGCGGUUCAGGAAUCCCGCCUAUGUCGGGCACAGCACCAGCGUUCCCAACGGCAGCUCUGCCCCACUAGGGGGCGACAAGCUGGAACCUGCUUUGUCCAGGAAUGGGGCCGUGUACCUGUGGACCAAGGGGGCCCUCUCGCCGCAGACCCACCUCUUCCCCUGGAAGAACGGUGCUCAGUCCUCAGAGAGCCUCGGUGAGCAGGAGCGGCCCUUGAGGCGCAAAUCCAGCAGCUGCCCCUUUCAGCCUGAAGGGCUCCUGCUCCCUGCGUCUGCGGGGCCCCUGAUCCGGCUCUGGAGGAGGUGCUACCUGCGCGGGAGCCAGGAAGUGCAGCACGGCCUCUUUGCCUCCACGCUCGCUGAACUCACGGAGGAGCUGGGCCGGCUACGCCAGCGGCUGGGCGACUAGCACACCCCCGGGGCGACUCAUCGCGGCGACAGACCGGGGCGCUGGUGGACGUGCAGACCCUCCCUUCACUGUCCUGCUGCAGCAUCAUGCGGAGCUGGGAGGGAACCCCGGGCAGAACGAGAUCUGUCCGCCGGGCCAGCGGAUGGGCAGCCUGGGACUGGUGCGAACAGCUUCAACGGGACCCUGCUGUCUCCCCUGAUACUGAAGCUGCCUCUUCUUCUGCAGCAGCAAGAGAGGGAACCGGGCAGCCCCGUUCACCUCCCGGGCUUGCACCCAGCGUGCUGGAUGCUCAGCUCGCUCCCAAGGGCUACCUGUCGCACUGCUCCCGGGCCCAGAGCCCCCACGCAGCCUGCUCAUGCUGGGUGUUUGGCCGGGGUGCGGCUCAGCUCUGGGUGGGAACCCAACGAUCCAGCGUGCUGCUCGGCAAAGCCAAUCACGUCGGGUUUUGCUACGGCCGGGCGGGGGGCGGGCACGUUUGUCUCCAGCCGUAAGGAGGGGGCGGACGUGCCGGGCCGUGGGUGUGCACUGCUGCGCAUUUGGAGUCGCGUCUCUGCUCUCUGAUCUUCCGCGCCCCUUCACCCGCCUUGCUUCCCUGAUGCAACACCGUCCAGUGGUCCUGGCUCCUCUAUGCUCUUUCAGCCAAAUACUGAUGCGGCGGGGACCCCUCCCACCCCCGGAAGCAGAUCCUGCCAUGUCAGAGGGGCAGCAUGUGGGUCGGAGAGGUUCAAGAGACCACUCUCCAUGCUCCCGCCCCAUCCUCUGGAUUAUUGCUGGCCUCCCAUCUCCAGUCAUGCAGUUGCAGCUCUGCAAAGCUAUAAACACCCUGCCUGGCUUUUCCAAGCCACCCUUUUAAAUGAGGGGGAAAAAACUGGAUCUCUUUCAGAAGGGGGGAGGGAAAAGGGGGAGCAGG